AUGUACGCCUUCAAGACUCUCGUUGCCAUCCUGGCCCUUUCUCUCGUUUCCGUUGAGGCUGUUCCCGUUCGCCACCGCCGCCGGGACAGCUGCAGGGCACACUCGAGCAGUGCUGUCCUCGCCACGACUUCGACCGCGUCGGUCACCACCGACGUCUCGUCGGUCACCACUUCCAUCGCGGACUCGACGACCUCGGCCUCGGCUUCGAUCAUCACCUCCAAGUCUUCAUCCAAGGCCGCCACUUCCUCCACCCGCAAGGCUUCGAGCACAUCUUCCUCCGCGUCGUCGUCUGCGACCGGGUCUUCCAGCAACUCGAGUGGCCUCAGUGGUCUCCUCAAGAAGCUCUUCCCCGUCUCCGACUCCGUCUCCUGGACCACCUCCACUGCCGCUAGCGAUGCGCUUUCCCUCAGCGACGCCACGUUCGGUGUGACGAAGCUCAUCAAGGCGCUCACGCACACCUACAUGAACGCACCCGACGGCAAGAUGUCAAUGCAGGCGCACUACCCCAAGGGUUCGUACACGUUCGGUCACAGCCCGCAGGGUGGUUUCUCUUUCUACGCCACCGGUCCCUCCGACUUCUCCCUCGCCGACGCCAAGGAGGCGACGCUCUCCUACACCGUCAUGUUCGACGAAGGCUUUGACUUCAACAAGGGCGGCAAGCUCCCCGGCCUCUAUGGCGGUGACUCUGCCACAGAGGCUGCGUCUUGCUCGGGCGGCCGUCGCGACGACGGCUGCUGGUCCGCCCGGUUCAUGUGGCGCACCGGCGGCAUGGGCGAGCUCUACACCUACCUCCCGCCGUCGUACUCCGCGAACAAGGCCGUCUGCAACGUCGCCCCUCAGUCCGAGUGCAACUCCGUCUACGGCGCGUCCGUCGGUCGCGGCUCGUUCAACUUCGCCGCCGGCACCCGCGCCCUGAUUGGCCAGCGCGUCAAGCUCAACGACGUCGGCCAGGAGAACGGCGAGCUCGAGCUCUUCGUCAACGGCGAGAGCGUCUUUACCGUCCAGGGUCUCGUCUUCCGCGACAAGGAGGAAGGCCGCUUCCAGGGCAUCCAGAUGCAGACUUUCUUCGGUGGUACGCUCGAUGCUUCGUGGGGGUCCCCCAAGGACCAGAACACGUACUUCUCCGACUUCUCCGUCGCCGUCACCGAGAAGUUCUAA
This is a messenger RNA of Epithele typhae, 1158 nucleotides long. RefSeq lists its product as uncharacterized. The record is from RefSeq and is a predicted model, not a curated record. The transcript is spliced from 3 exons. The coding region runs from base 1 to 1158 and encodes 385 amino acids. Lineage: Eukaryota; Fungi; Basidiomycota; Agaricomycetes; Polyporales; Epitheliaceae.